AUGGUCACCAAACAGGAUUUGCGAGUCGGUAAUAAAUACCGCAUCGGCCGUAAGAUCGGAAGCGGUAGUUUUGGUGACAUCUAUCUCGGUACCAACAUCAUCUCUGGGGAGGAAAUUGCCAUCAAGCUCGAGAGUGUCAAGGCCAAGCACCCACAGCUCGAGUAUGAAGCUCGGGUUUACAAAUCGCUCGCUGGUGGUGUUGGAAUCCCUUUUGUCCGCUGGUUCGGUACCGAAUGUGACUACAACGCCAUGGUCAUCGACCUCUUGGGUCCCAGUUUGGAGGACCUUUUCAACUUCUGCAACCGCAAAUUCUCCCUGAAGACUGUGCUUCUCCUGGCAGAUCAACUCAUUUCCCGAAUCGAGUACAUCCACGCCAAGUCCUUCAUCCAUCGUGAUAUCAAGCCCGACAACUUCCUGAUGGGUAUCGGCAAGCGUGGAAACCAAGUCAAUGUGAUUGAUUUUGGUCUUGCCAAGAAGUACCGUGAUCCCAAGACGCACUUCCACAUCCCAUACCGCGAGAACAAGAACCUCACCGGAACGGCCCGUUAUGCUAGUAUUAACACUCACCUCGGUGUUGAACAGUCUCGUCGUGAUGAUAUGGAGUCUCUCGGGUACGUCAUGCUCUACUUCUGCCGUGGCACUCUCCCUUGGCAGGGAUUGAAGGCGGCCACCAAGAAGCAAAAGUACGACCGUAUCAUGGAAAAGAAGAUGACCACUCCGACCGAGGUCCUCUGCCGUGGAUUCCCCAACGAGUUCUCCAUCUACCUGAACUACACUCGCUCCCUGCGUUUUGAUGACAAGCCUGACUACUCCUACCUCCGCAAGAUCUUCCGCGACCUGUUCGUCCGCGAGUCCUACCAGUACGAUUACGUGUUUGACUGGACCGUCUACAAGUACCAGAAGAACGCUGCCAUGAUUGCGGACGCUACCAAUAACAAGAAGGACAAGGAGGCUGACGGCCGCCAAAAUGCAGCUGCAGCUCAGGCGCCUAUGGCUACCCCUGCUACUGCUGCCAAGCCUGGUGCUAUCUCCAGCCAGCGUCGCAAGGUCCUCGAUCACAACACGCUCAACAACACCCCUGACACCAACCGUGCUAUGGGAGGGAGUGACAGGAUGCUGCGCUCUGCUUCCAAGGUUGCUGCUUCAGGUGCUUAUGGGCCUGCCGGUAGCCGUGCGAAGCGGGACGAUGGAUACGGUGCUCAGUGGUACUAA
Aspergillus pseudoviridinutans is the source of this 1212-nucleotide messenger RNA. RefSeq names its product casein kinase 1 family protein. Lineage: Eukaryota; Fungi; Ascomycota; Eurotiomycetes; Eurotiales; Aspergillaceae. Gene Ontology annotation, biological process: signal transduction; peptidyl-serine phosphorylation; endocytosis. The record is from RefSeq and is a predicted model, not a curated record. The transcript has 3 exons. Gene Ontology annotation, molecular function: ATP binding; protein serine/threonine kinase activity. The coding region runs from base 1 to 1212 and encodes 403 amino acids. Gene Ontology annotation, cellular component: nucleus; cytoplasm.